GAAACUUUAUUUUUAAGAGUGUAAUAAUUCUUUAAAAUAAGGUCUUAUAAAAAUCAGAUUGUAAACCCAAACAACCCAACUGACCCCCGUGUCCUCAUGUAAUGUGAAAGUUCUCAUGCUUUUACAUUUUCUGGGUGUGAAAAAAAUCUUUUAAGUUAACAUUUGACACGUACCAGAACCUGAAGGUGGACAUUUUUAUAAUUAUACUAAAAGGCCUUUUACUUACUAUGGUAUACUAUAUUAAGUAAGCUAUCAGACAGAAGGCAUGUAGAAGACUGUGUACAACAGGUUUUUCAGCAAAGUUUUGUCUUAAUAAUUUAGAGGCUUUCGAAAUAUGUGUAUCAAAUACGAUAUGUAGGCUUUACAAGGUUAAAGUCUCAAAACAGUUCAGGUGAAGAAACCUCUUUCAAAAUAACUCGGUAGACAAAAACUCCAUAAAACAGUUUUAAAAGUUGAAUGUGAAAAUUACAUCGGGCCUAGGACCAUUCUACAGUGUGUGUUUUCACAGGCUUAUUUUCAUCCACAUAAAAUUCAAUUAAAUAUAAAACAAUUCAACCCCGAUUAAGAUCUAUUGUAUUAGAUUAAGUUAUUGAGUCCAAGAAUAGUUUUGUUUUUGUUUAUUGUGAAGUUUGUUCAUAAUAUGUUAUUAAUAAUGGUUGUUAAGCUACCAUAACUAAUGAGUGGCCUUCUGCCAUAAAUAGUGGAUCUUGAUUUGUCUCUCAUUCUAACUGCAUUGAACUUUAACAAGGUUUCUCUUCACUGAGGGUACAAGUACAACAAGUACAAAAAUGAGACCGUGUCACCGAGGGUAAAACCAGUCACUUCUUUGAAUUGGGAACAUUAGUCAGAAAGGUAUCGUAUGUCUGAACUCCCAGAGACUGUACAGCAUGUGCUAAUGAGUUUUAAAGCACAUGAAACAGUGAUCCCAGCUAAGCUGGUUUGCCAACCACCAUUAAACACAUAGACAUGGUGGAAGACAAGUGGUUUCCAAAAAGGGAAAAAGAAUUCCAAACAGGUUUGGAGAAAGUUUAAAAGGGAGGGUACAAGACAGAUAGUUAAGGUUAGGGGUAGGGUUUGCCUAUGUCUUUUCUUUGUAGAUCCUAUCCCUUAGAGAUCUCCAUCCUGCAGCUACACCCUCCGUUUAAAGGAAUCAGAACAAGAAUAAGAACACAGCAAAGAUGUCCAAUUCCAGAAGAGUGGUCGAGUUGUUCUAUGAUGUCAUCUCUCCUUAUUCCUGGCUGGCAUUUGAGGUGCUGUGUUGCUAUAGAAAUGUUUGGAACAUCGACCUCAAAUUCAAACCGGCAUUUUUAGGAGGAGUCAUUUACGGCUCAGAUAGCCAGCCUGCUGUAGUGAACCCUAGUAAGCUUAUGUACAUGGUCUCAGAUCUGAAGCUGGCAUCUGAGUAUUUUGGAGUCCCAAUGUUUCAACCUUCAAAGCUUUCUGAGAAAGACUCUUUGAAUGCGAUGCGUUUUGUGACAGCUGUAGCAGAGAAGGGAAAAGAGGGAGACACACUGGAAAGGGUGUCUAGAGAGCUCUGGACGAGAAAGUGGCGCACUCAUCAGGACAUUACCCAGCCUGCCUCACUUACUGAUGCAGGAUUAAAGGCAGGUCUCUCAGCCAAUGAGGUGGAGGAAAUUCUGACUCUCUCCAUAUCUCAGCCAAUCAAAGACAAGCUGAAGAGUGUCACAGAAGAGGCACUAGAGUAUAAAGAGAGAAGUGGGUGGGGCCUUACCCUGACAAGCCUACAGCCCAGAUGUGAUCACUACUCCUCCAUACUAUGUCUAUCUGAACAACUUCUAAAUACAAUUUUAAAGUACUGUAAAUUCACGUUUUUUAUUCAACAGCAAACACACACACACACACACAAAAUAAAAAAAAGCUGAAAAAUAAGCCAGGAAUACAGAAAUAGUAAAGUUGAGGUCUAAAUAAUACAUAUGUACAAACAUAAAGCAUAUACCCUCCAAAAAAUAAAGGUUCUUUAUUGUCAUGAAGAACCUUUAACAUCAAUGGA
This is a messenger RNA of Sinocyclocheilus rhinocerous, 2011 nucleotides long. RefSeq names its product glutathione S-transferase kappa 1-like. The transcript has 7 exons. Gene Ontology annotation, molecular function: glutathione transferase activity; glutathione peroxidase activity. The record is from RefSeq and is a predicted model, not a curated record. Gene Ontology annotation, biological process: glutathione metabolic process. NCBI's taxonomy places the organism in Eukaryota, Metazoa, Chordata, Actinopteri, Cypriniformes, Cyprinidae. Gene Ontology annotation, cellular component: peroxisome; mitochondrion. Bases 1179 to 1883 code for a protein of 234 amino acids.